CGCCCCCCGCCACCAACUAGUGUGCGCAGCGACUCCGGACGCGGACCGCAGAGAGCGGAGAGAAAAGGGAGCAGACUCCGGGAGGAUCGCUGCGGACCCGCCGGCGCCAUGAGCGCCCUCCCCCGUCCGCGGAGGUUCGGGGCGCCGCCGCCCUGGCUGCUCCUUUCCUUGUGCCUCCUCGCCGCGGCGCGCGUGAGCCUGGCAGACAGCAAUCCCCAAGAUUCACCUUCUACUAGUCUGCCCGUCCGAGAAGAAAUGAUGGCAAAAUACUCCAACCUUUCCUUGGAGAGUCAUAACAUAUCACUGACUGAACAUUCCAGUAUGCCAGUAGAAAAAAAUAUCACUUUAGAAAAGCCUUCUAAUAUAGAACUUGUGUGCCAGUUUACAAAAUCUGGGGAUCUAAAUUCAGUAAAUGUGACUUGGAGAAAAGAUGAUGAACUACUUGAGAAUAACUACCUUGUCAAUGCAACAGGAAACAUCCUAUACACCCAAUACAAGUUCACCAUCAUUGAUAACAAGCAGCUGGGAAGUUAUUCUUGUGUCUUUGAAGAAGGAAAGGAACAAAGGGGAACAUUUAAUUUCAAAGUCCCUGAAAUUCAUGGAAAAAGCAAACCAUUGAUUACUUACGUGGGGGAUUCUACUGUUUUGGUAUGCAAAUGUCAAGAUUGUUUUCCUUCAAGAUGGACCUGGUAUAGUAGUAAUGGGAGUGUACAGAUUCCUGUUGAUGCCCAAAUGAAUAAUAAGUAUGUGGUCAAUGGAACAUAUGCUAAUGAAACAAGACUUAAGAUAACACAACUUUCGGAGGAAGAUGGAGGGUCUUACUGGUGCCAGGCAGUAUUCCAACUAGGCGAGAGUGAAGAGCAAAUCGAACUUGUUGUUCUGAGCUAUCUGGUGCCCCUCAAACCAUUUCUUGCAAUAGUGGCUGAGGUGGUUCUUUUGGUGGCUAUUAUUCUGCUUUGUGAAAUGUAUACGCAAAAGAAAAAGAAGCACCCAGAUCAUGGAAAGGAGUUUGAACAAAUUGAACACCUGAAAUCCGAUGAUAGCAAUGGUAUAGAAAAUAAUGCACCUAGGCACAGAAAAAAUGAGUCUAUGGGCCAGUGAAUGCACACCAUCAUGUCAAGAGUCAUGGGAAGCUCUACAAGGAGUUUGUGUUUCAUUGUUGUUUAUCCUUCCUGUUAAGAACAUCUGAGUUAUUUUUUUAAAGGAUGAAAAAUUUAUGCAACAUGCUCAGCAGUAAUAUAAAUAAUAUAUGCUAUCGCAUAUCUAAAAAUAUAUUUUCAUUCUCUAAUUGUUUUGCACUAAAACAAGGUAAAUUGCAUUAAAUAUGUUCUAUGCACUAUAACCCAGGAUAAUUAAUUUUAUUCUGGUCUUCAAGGAAUACACAGAAGAGACACCAGCAAAAUCCAUUAUUAGUUCAUAGAGCAAAUGUCACUCAAAACCUGCUUUGUAACCAAAGAAUUUAUUAAAGAGAAAGCCUUUGCCAUUUGUCCUAAAAAGUUUAUUUUUUUCCUAAUUAUGCUUGCUGUGUAUUUUUAACAGUUUUCAUGUAGAGUUCAUCCUUCUGAGAUUGUUAAAAAAAAUGUGUCUUCACUAGGAAAUGAAUACUAUAAUACUUCCUGUCUUUGCAAAUGAUGGUUACUUUACAAUGUCUAGAAGAAAAACAUAUGUUUUAUUCAUAAGUGUUGCCUAAAGGCAAGGAAAUAUUACCAUAUGCUUGCUCCAAAACUCUGCAAAAGCAGAUCUCCCAGUCAUUCUUCCACUCAUCUUCAGUGUGUUCCCACACCAGGCUAAAAUGCUCCUUAGCCUUUAAGCAGAGCACCUUUUUAAACUAUGGGAUUUGGACUUCUUAAGGUACACAAGUAUUGACGCUUUAGGAUCGAUAGAGUCAUAAGGCAACACUGCCGCACGUGAUGCUUUUAGGGUUCAUGGUUUCUUGGUAUCAUUGAUUCUGUAUCUGGUUGUCUGCUACUCUGACUGGUUAAAUAACUAAAAAUGCAUUCUUAAUACUUUACAACGAUAAUUCUGUCAGAAAUCUGGAAGUACUAAAGUAUUUCUUCAAUGUUCUUGCAGAUGGCUUAGAUUUAUCUUCAAAAAUAGAAUACUUAGUUUUAAUUAUAUAUGUACCUGAAGUAUUUUAAGAACUCACAAUAACCAAAUUAAAUGAAAUAUGAAUAGACAUGAAAAGUUGUCAAUGGUUUUGAAUGAAAUAUUAAAAAAUCAUGCCAUAAGAACUAGAUGAAGUAAAAGACCAUGAUGUGAACUGGUGUUGGUGAGUCUAAUGCUCCACCAUGCUCAGAGCAACAGGGUUAAGAAUAAUCACAAAGAUGGAAGUGCUUGGCAUGGUGGCAAGGAACCAAAAAUUUUUGGUGACUAGGAUAUUAAAAUUUGGUGGAGAAGAGGGAUUAAUGAUUGGGGGGGUGAAACUUCAGGGAACUUUACACUAUAUCUUAGCUAAGAAAAUUAUAAUAAAAUUCUAGUACUGAAAAUUAUGUGACAUAUUAACUAACAUUUACCAAUAUUGGUAGUAGGAAUAACACAUAUAUUUUCAUUACUUUGGGAAUGCAACAAGAUGCAGUAUUUUUUCGUCAAGCAUGUUACUGCACAUUUUUUUUUUUUUUUCCCAGAAUUCAUCUCUUAAGUACUGGCAGACUUCAUUUUAUUGCUGGUCUCAAAGCCAGGCAUUUGUGUUGGUUAAAUUCAUUAUUUUCUUGACAAAAUUAUCUUGGGUAAUUCUAUAUGAUGGCCGACAGCCAGUAAGUUCGGUUAAUUAAUCUAAACCAUUGGAACUCAGUCCAGUUCAAAGCAGUGUCUUUGUGAGUGGGGGUAUAUAAAACCAGACAACAGGCAGCUCAUUUGCUGCAUGCAUCCUCUGUUCUUUCCACCGUUAACUAUUUAGGCUGAAAUCCUUUUCAAGCAAGAAACAUUGCUGCCCAAAGGUAAUUUAUCUACAAUAUGCAUAGAAUAAAUUGAAUCGUUAAGUGGCAGUGCUUGAUCUUCCUUUUUUUUUUUUUUCUGUUUAGCAAAGAUCAUUUAUUUUAGUAACUUUUGGCAGAAAGUGUACUCAGAAGUUAAAGCUGAUUUUUGUCAUUUUAGUCUCUCUGGAGGACUUCUGAAAAAUUACUUCACCACUGUUAGAUUAAAAAUAGAAUGCUUCCACUAACUAAUCUCCCAGAGAAGAUAAACUGAUUAAGUAGUAAUGAUCCCUUGUAAAUUGUGGAUACUUAGCGGCAGAAAAACUGAACUAGGAAAACUACUCCAAGUUUAUAUAUUAGACACCUUGGGAAAUUCUGUUACACUUUUCAGCUAACAGUUUAGAUUUAAUGCUGUCAUAAAAUUCCCAGAUACUUUCAAACUCAGUGUGUGCUAAAUGUAAGUCUUGUCCUUUUUCAGUCUUUCUGUUCCCCUGCCCACCCCCACACCCCCCAGCAUCUAGUAACUUAGGCUCAAAUGUAGAACUCAUUGUGAUCCUUUCUUCUCCUUUACUAAUACUUAUUGGCCAUAAAUCCCCAUUUGACUUUCUUAAUAGUGCAUUAAUCCACCUCAUUGCUUCUCAACCAUGCCAUUACCAGCCUCAACAGCCAAAGCCUUGAUUUUUCUACCUCAGUCUCAUCUUCUAUUAAUCCCUCUCUUACAUUGCUGCUCAAGUUCUCUUUUUGAAACAUAAAUCUCACAAUGCAAUUUGAUGUGGCGGGUUCCAUAUCAAGUCCUUUGCCAUUUCUUAAUAUUGAAUUUCUCCAAAUUGGUUAUCUUUCUACGGUGCCUUAAAGUAGCUUUGGCACAGAGACUCAGUCCAGAAUGUUCACCCUUACCCUUCAAUAGCUCAAUGUUAGCUUUAAAGAUUUGACUCCGACUCUGUGUCUUGGAGGAACUCUCAUAUCCAGCAGGAUAUGCGCCAUCGUAUAUGCUCAAAUAACUUUAUAGAUUUUUGUGCUUAUUACCAUAUACUAUAAAUAUACACUCAUUUGGUUUCCUUCAUGAAAUUUACCUUUUAUUUCUGUGCUUUGUAUUUACCGCAGAGAAAGUACAGUUGAUAUGUCGGGAAAUAUGUGUUG
Tupaia belangeri chinensis (Chinese tree shrew) is the source of this 4052-nucleotide messenger RNA. RefSeq names its product embigin (gene EMB). Gene Ontology annotation, molecular function: cell-cell adhesion mediator activity. Gene Ontology annotation, biological process: dendrite self-avoidance; homophilic cell-cell adhesion; axon guidance. The transcript has 9 exons. Lineage: Eukaryota; Metazoa; Chordata; Mammalia; Scandentia; Tupaiidae. The record is from RefSeq and is a predicted model, not a curated record. Gene Ontology annotation, cellular component: plasma membrane; axon. Bases 109 to 1101 code for a protein of 330 amino acids.